AUGUCUACAAGUCCUCAACUAUCAAAUACGCAUCCGAAGGUGCUAACACCUAAUGAUAAUACUAGUGCCACUGUAAAAAUCGAAUCUCAAGAUAUAAUACCACAGCCACCUUUAACUCCGACCACUUCAGGAUUAAAAUCCCCUAAAUCUCCUGUAAUAUCCGCCCCUCAGAAUUCAUUACCUUCACCAUCCCCAGUGGCUGUAUCAUCAACCACUUCACCUAAAUCAAUACCUUCUACUUCUGAAACUUCCACAAUAGCUAACUCAAAUGGGAAUGGGAAUGGGAAUGACAAAAUAGACGAUGGCCAACAAUGUUCUAAUUGUGGUACUACUAAAACUCCUUUAUGGAGAAGAGCUCCUGAUGGAACUCUAAUAUGUAAUGCCUGUGGUUUAUAUCUUCGUUCUAAUAAUACUCAUCGACCUGUGAAUUUAAAACGUCCCCCUAAUACAAUAGCCAUUACUAAAAGUGAUGAAGGAUCUUGUAAAGGAGAUGGAAGAUGUAAUGGAACUGGAGGUUCUGCAGCCUGUAAGGGAUGUCCAGCUUAUAAUAAUCGUGUUGUUGUGGCAGGUAAAAGAGAAAGAGAAAGAGCCACCGAAGAGAAGAAACAAACUGUAUCACCAGUUAUUGCUCCUAUUAAUAAUCCUACAGCAGAAGAUCUUGCUGUUGCAUGUUUUAAUUGUGGAACUACUAUCACGCCUUUAUGGAGAAGAGAUGAUUUAGGAAAUACUAUUUGUAAUGCAUGUGGUUUAUACUAUAAAUUGCAUGGAUCCCAUAGACCAAUAAGAAUGAAAAGAAAUACAAUUAAGAGAAGAAAAAGAAAUCUACCAAAUGGAAUUAAAAAGGAUGAUGAUUCUGAUGAUUUCAGUCCACCAGCUUCACACGCCCAUUUAACUGAUGGACAUACUUCUGGAACUCCAACUCCAUCAGUAUCUUAUAAGUCAGUUUCUCCUCCAAUCUCAAGACUACCUCCACCUUUUCCAACAUAUAAUCAUCUGACUUCAUAUUUCCCUCCUUACGCUGGCGCAGGUAGAAUCCCUAAUGGUCCUGGUCCUGUUCCAGGUCCACCACCAUCUCAUAUACCAUUAGGAUAUUAUGGUUCUCAACAACAUCAACAUCAACAUCAACAUCAACAUUCCAUUCCUCCAAUCACAUCACAGCCUCAACAACAGAAUAUAAAAUUGCCUCUGUUAAGUAUAAAUGAAUCUACACCUCCUCCUCCUCCUCCACAACAACAUCAUCAUCAACAAUUGGCUCCUAUAAUAAAGAAGGAAUUAGGUACUCCUAUACCCACUAAAUUUCCAUCUAUAAUGCCUACAAGUAAACGAUCUACUUCAUCAACUCCAAUUGCUAUUGAUUUCACAUCUGCUUUUAAAUCAACAAGUACAGCUUCUACAAUAACUACAAAGGAUGAAGAUGAUUCAGAAUCUGCUCAAAAGCCCAAUAACAAUGGCAAUAUUAAUAGCAAAGAAAGCGAUAACAAUAAUAAUAAUAAUAAUAAUAAUAGCAACAACACUAACAAUGAUGAUAAUGAUGAUAAUGCUAGUAAGGAUUCAAGUAAUCUGCAAACUCCUAAAACCAGAACUCAUGCAUUAUCCAUUGGUGGUUUAUUAAAUGGUUAA
Molecule: messenger RNA, 1620 nt
Organism: Scheffersomyces amazonensis
Lineage: Eukaryota; Fungi; Ascomycota; Pichiomycetes; Serinales; Debaryomycetaceae
Gene: SFU1
Product: Sfu1p
Exons: 1
Coding region: 1-1620 (539 amino acids)
Biological process (GO): negative regulation of transcription by RNA polymerase II; positive regulation of transcription by RNA polymerase II
Molecular function (GO): DNA-binding transcription factor activity, RNA polymerase II-specific; zinc ion binding; RNA polymerase II cis-regulatory region sequence-specific DNA binding
Source: RefSeq, a predicted model, not a curated record